Messenger RNA from Ambispora gerdemannii, 494 nucleotides. NCBI's taxonomy places the organism in Eukaryota, Fungi, Glomeromycota, Glomeromycetes, Archaeosporales, Ambisporaceae. The record is from the annotation of a GenBank genome assembly.
AUGCCGAGUUUAGCCGCUAAAUUACACCUAAAAAAUAUUCAAAAAGUUCUUUCCAUGGCCCUAUCCGAAGGCAAAACUUCUCCUGAGAAAAUUAAUUACAUUGCUUAUACCGAAAAGCCGGGACUAAUUAUUUGCUUACAAAUUGGCAAAAUAGUUGCCGAAACCUUUUCUCUCUACUUAAACAAACCCCUUAUUCCCGUUAAUCAUUUAGAAGGACAUAUUUAUGCUACUUUGGCGCUAAUUAUCAGUGGCGGUCAUACCCAAAUUUACCAACUAAAUAAUCAUUUGGAAUUUACUCUACUUGGAGAAACUCUUGACGAUGCGAUUGGUGAAUGUUUGGAUAAGUCGGCUAUUCUACUAGGUUAUAAUUAUCCGGGUGGCCCAAUUAUCGAAAAACUUGCUUUGAAAGGGAAAAAUAAUUACAAAUUGCCUUUUCCCAAAAAUGAUGAAAGUCUCGAUUUCAGUUUUAGCGGCUUAAAAAGUGAAAUUAGUCG